Messenger RNA from Ochotona princeps (American pika), 2475 nucleotides. It is a transcript of the gene ZNF425, whose product is annotated as zinc finger protein 425. NCBI's taxonomy places the organism in Eukaryota, Metazoa, Chordata, Mammalia, Lagomorpha, Ochotonidae. The record is from RefSeq and is a predicted model, not a curated record.
AUGGCCGAGCCGGGCUCGGGAGGAGAGGCCGGAGGAGGAGCGGGCUCUGACGAGACUCUGCAAACCCAUAGUGUGUCUGGGUGGACUGUCUUUGCAGGCUGUGCUUGGUCCAAGCCAGAUUUGAUCACCUGGAUAGAACAAGGGAGGAUGCUAUUAACCCGAGACCAGGGAAGCUUAGAUGCUGCAAGAAAGACAACUGGCCCUUGUACUGAUGAGCCGUUGGACUUGAAGAAUCCUAGAAAGUCCCCAUGUUGUGAUAACCAAGGGACUUUCAGGGCAGAGGAGGAGGGAUGCCGUUUCAGUGGUCUUCAAGAGCAAGACUUGUGUGCUUCCUUAUCGGAAAAGGAAAAAAAGAAUUCAUCUGAUCAAAGAACCACCUUACACUCUCCAGGUCUCCAGGAAAUAGAGAGUCUAAAUCCAAAGCUGAACCUCACAGCAUCCAGUCAGGCCAAGCAAGCUCCGUGGCCUGAGCCUCCAAAUGUUCCAGGUCACCUGGAAGUUCUGCCUGGGUCAGGAUGUUAUUCUUGCUGUGUCUGCAGGGAAGUCUUUGAGGUGAAGCGCGACCUGGCAAAGCACCAGAGGAGCCACUCCCAGAGGCAGCCCUAUCAACAUCCACUGCACAGAGACAAAUCCAGAGGGAAUCGGGAACUCGGCCGGAGCCCAGUGUUGCUGUGUAGGAAGAAGCGAUUCCAGUGCAGUCAGUGUGAGAAGAGCUACUACCUGAAGUGCAGUCUCAUCACGCACCAGGUUGUCCACACAGGGCAGCGGCACUUCCCGUGCCCAGAAUGUGGCAAGACCUUCCGGUACAAAGCCGACUUGAAGAAACACCUGUGUCUGCACCAAGGGGAGAGGGCGUUCCGCUGUGCCGAGUGCGGCAAGGGUUUCAUCCAGCAGUGCAAGCUCCAUGAGCGCCUCCGGCUGCAGAGCAGCGAGAAGCCCUUCCGGCGUCCGCAGUGUGGCAGGAGCUUCCGCUUGAGAAGUCUGAAGGUCCACCUCUGGCAGCACAGUGGGAAGAAGCCCUUCCACAGCACCGAGUGUGGCCGGAGCUUUUCUCGAAAGGCAGCCUUGAAGACUCACCAGAGGACACACAGUGGAGAGAAGCCGUUUUCGUGUGACCAGUGUGGGAGGAAGUUCAUUUACAGGAUGAAGCUCACUGAGCAUGUCAGAGUGCACAUGGGCGAGAAACCCUUCCCGUGUCCUGAGUGUAAUAAAAGUUUCCGCCAGAAGAGGAGCCUCAAAGCCCAUCGAUUCCAGCAUGACGGGAAACUCUUCCAGUGUGCGGAGUGUGGCAGGAGCUUCUUCUGGAGGAACGCCAUGAAGGCCCAUCAGCGUCUGCACAGCGAGGAGAAGCCAUUCUCCUGCGGGGAGCGUGGCAAGAGGUUUACCCGGCCCUCCAAGCUCGCGCGCCACACCAGGCUCCACAGCCGGCCAAAGGAAUUUCCCUGUGGAGCGUGCAAAGAGAGCUUUGCUCGGCAGUCAAGGCUCACCCAGCACUUCAAGAGCCACAGCUCGGGAAAGCUGUUCUCCUGCGGUGAGUGCAGCCAGAGUUUCUGCUGUUGCUCGCAUCUCACUGAGCACAUGAGGCUUCACGGUGGGCAGGAGCCUUGGCAGUGUCCUGAGUGUGACAAGAGCUUCUUCUGGAAGGCCUCCGUCAAGUCCCACCAGCGGAUGCACAGGGACGAGAAGCCCUUCGCAUGUAGUGAUUGCAGCAAGACCUACACCCAGCCGUCCCAGCUUGCUGAGCAUCUGCGAGUCCACAGUGGAGAGAAGCCCCACCAGUGUCCUGAAUGUGAUAAAAGCUUCCGCCUCAAAGGAAAUCUGAAAAGCCACCUGCUCCAGCACGGUGGCAAAAAGCCAUUCUCUUGUGUGAAGUGUGACAAAAGUUUCACGCAGCAGUACAGGCUCACAGAACACAUUCGAGUCCACAGCGGCGAGAAGCCCUUCUGCUGUCCGCAGUGUGGCAAAGGCUUCCUGCAGAAGAGGAGUCUGGAGACCCAUCUGCGCCGUCAUAGCAGGGAGAGGCCUUUCUCUUGUGAGGAGUGUGGUAGAAGCUUUACAUAUGGGGCGCUCAACACCCACGUUGCAAUCCAAGCUAGGGAAAAGGCCCCCAGUCUGUGAGUCCAGCUACAUAGCAGUCACUCAGUGACAGCUGUUAGGUGAAGCCAGCAGCCGUUGGGGCUCUGAAGUCACAGCCCACUGGCUGGGAGAAUGCUGGCCAGAUCGGUCAUCAGGAACUGGUGGCUCCUUGACAAAAGUUGCAGAUAAUCCAAGGUCAGAGAAAUACUGCCAGUCAUGGAAGAAACAUUUGACCCCAGUUGGGCAGUAUAAAAAGUUUUUCAUGACCGUUUGAGAGUGUGAUAGUCCCAUCGUUAAAUUUGGGAGCUGCAGCCUGAAUGAAGAAGGGUUGCAGGCCUCAACUCCCUCCUCAGCCAGCUUUUCUGUUAUCAAGCCACCAUGUUGGAAUUUGUAUUGGAA